This is a messenger RNA of Epinephelus fuscoguttatus (brown-marbled grouper), 2089 nucleotides long. RefSeq names its product farnesyl diphosphate synthase (farnesyl pyrophosphate synthetase, dimethylallyltranstransferase, geranyltranstransferase) (gene fdps). NCBI's taxonomy places the organism in Eukaryota, Metazoa, Chordata, Actinopteri, Perciformes, Serranidae. The transcript is spliced from 9 exons. The record is from RefSeq and is a predicted model, not a curated record. Gene Ontology annotation, molecular function: (2E,6E)-farnesyl diphosphate synthase activity; dimethylallyltranstransferase activity. The coding region runs from base 311 to 1507 and encodes 398 amino acids. Gene Ontology annotation, cellular component: cytoplasm. Gene Ontology annotation, biological process: trans, trans-farnesyl diphosphate biosynthetic process.
CGGUUUGAUAUGGCUAACUUUGUAAACAGGCAGGAUGCUGGAUGACAAUGUAAGCUAACGUCAGCUAACGCUUCUUCUCACGAUAAGGAACUAGCUAAUCAUAGUUAUCUUGACCUAAUCCCUGCUCUUGUUUACUGCUCUCACUGGGCUAACAGACCAUGGUGCUAACUGGCUUAGCAGUUUACCUAAACCGCAUAAAUGUAACGUUAUGUGGUUUAUAAAAGUAACGUUAGCUAGGUAGUGUUACGGUCCGGCAAGUUUGAGUCCAGCUUGUUAACAGUAGCUGAGGAGGGCAUUUGGACGGUUGAGAAUGAGACGCCUGCUGAGCUUGGUCGUUGAUGCCCGUAAAGUAAUCCGGACCAUGUGGUACGCUGUCUCCCCGCACAAGCUAAAAACUACAUAUGUCCUGCUGUGCACCUCCUCUUUCCAGGGGGACAGCAUUUGCAACGGGACGCAGAGCAGCAAAAAGGCGUUGCUGUCAGAUCCUCGGCUGUUUGACGCCCAGUUUGACGAGCUGGUGAUGGAGCUCUCAGAGCGGGACCUUACCGAUCCAGCGUUGGCUGAUGCUCUGAACAGGUUAAAAGAGGUGUUGGUGUACAAUUCACCUGGAGGUAAGAGGAACCGAGGUCUGUCUGUGAUUGGCUCACUGAGGGAGCUUCUGCCACCCACUCAGCUCACACAGGACACCGUGCGGCGGGCUCUGGUGGUUGGAUGGUGCAUUGAGUUGCUUCAGGCCUUUUUCCUCGUGGCAGAUGAUAUCAUGGAUGCAUCUGUGACUCGGAGAGGACAGCCCUGCUGGUACAAGAAGGAUGGGAUAGGUCUCGAUGCCAUCAAUGACUCAUUUCUCCUAGAGGGCUCCAUCUACAGGCUGCUUCGCAGACACUGCAGGGAUCAACCGUACUACGUCCACCUACUGGAGCUAUUUACUGAGACAACUUUCCAGACUGAGCUGGGCCAAGCUCUGGACCUCAUGACGGCUCCUCCCGGUCAGAUUGACCUGAACAGAUUCACCAUGGAGAGGUAUAAAGCUAUUGUAAAAUACAAGACUGCCUUUUACUCUUUCUACCUCCCGGUGGCAGCUGCAAUGUACAUUGCAGGAAUUGAGAGUGAAGAGGAACACAAUAAUGCCAAACAUAUCUUACUUGAGAUGGGAGAGUUCUUUCAAAUACAGGAUGACUACUUAGACUGUUACGGAGACCCUGCUGUCACAGGAAAGAUCGGUACAGACAUCCAGGAUAACAAAUGCAGCUGGCUGGUGGUGAAGGCCCUGCAAAACAUGACUGCUGAGCAGAGAACAGAACUGGAGGCAUGUUAUGGGCGCCAUGAUGAUGCCUGUGUGGAAAAGGUCAAAGAGCUUUACAGCACCCUGCAAAUGCCAACACUGUACCACAGGUAUGAGGAAGAGAGCUACCAGCGGCUACAGAAACUCAUCGCUUGUCACGCUCAGAACCUUCCUCACUCGGUCUUCCUCAACUUUGCUAAGAAAAUCUACAAGAGGAACAAGUGAGAGGAAACGGUGGUCAUAAACAGCGUCAGGUGCAUCAGACUGGAUCCCGUUUGGCUUUCCUCAUGAUGCACAGCUCAGCUCCUCUCCCUGUAAGAUGGGUUUGCCGAGUACAAGGCUCUGACUCCAAACAGGCAUGACCUCAACAGCAUUUGGAAAUCCUGCUGGUAGUUUCUUAACAUUGCAAUGAGUUGUAGAUAUUUGGUUGUGAAUGUCGUCAAGCACCUCUUUUCCUCCACACUACCUGUUUAUUGAAACCAGUGCGUAGUGUAAAUCAUCUCCAGCGGUUUCUCCACUGAAGAAUCCCGUGGAUGUAAGAGACACUGAAAUGAGUCGCACGUGGAUCUGGUCUAGCUUUCAUAUUGGUUUGCCCUGAGGAGUGCACGGCAGCAUAAAGACACAGAUAGUUAAUUUAUAGGAAUAGAUGUAUUAGUUGAUGGGGAUCGAACAUGUAUGACAGUAGAUGUACAGAGGACAGAGGGUCCAGCUUAAUUAACUUUGUAAUUCAAAUAUUUUUAUAUUGCUGCUGUAAAGUCUGCACUGGUCUGAAUGUAAUUACUUUUAAUAAAUAAUGUAUGAAUUUCA